This is a messenger RNA of Neolamprologus brichardi, 7644 nucleotides long. It is a transcript of the gene mbd5, whose product is annotated as methyl-CpG binding domain protein 5. Gene Ontology annotation, cellular component: nucleus; chromocenter. Lineage: Eukaryota; Metazoa; Chordata; Actinopteri; Cichliformes; Cichlidae. The record is from RefSeq and is a predicted model, not a curated record. Gene Ontology annotation, molecular function: chromatin binding; DNA binding.
UAGGAGAACCAGCAGAGGCAGAGAACUAAUGGGUAGGCUGCUUAUUCUUAUUUUUCCUAAGCUUGCAGACGCACUGUUGCUCGCCCGUUUCGCUGUUUCGGCUCCGGUACGCAUUCGCCGGGAUGCCCGGGAACCAUGGGAAUACCACUACCCAACUGCAUUUGGGAACCAAUAUGUUGAACAUGGUCCGCAACAUGUCCGCCUGAGGGGAGCCUGUUCUGGGCGGUGAGAGACAAAUGGUGAAAAAUUAAAAGUAAAGCGACUCUCCCCUGAACGCACAGCCGAUUCCUCACCCCAACCCCCCACCCCUCCUCCUUCUCCCCUCCCGAGUCGGAUGGCUCCGAAUGACGAGCUGCAGUAAUGGAAGUCCACCCGCCGUUCAGCACCGUGGCCAUGAAGCAGCUCAAAGGGUAGGGUCUGCCGUGAGCUCGCCUCACCCUACCCACCCUGCACCCCCAUCCCCCAUCAGCUCCACCUGAGAGCACACUCCCACUCUAAAGUGAAUAUUCAUCAUCCUGAACCCUCCCUCCUAUCGCCACCUCGGCCACGGCUUUGGAAGACAAACAUGAUGUGCAUUGCGAAGACGCUGGUUGAUGUCUGAUAUAUAUACCUCUGAGGUGUCGAGCGUAAAACCAGCGGAGCAAUGAAUGGCGGAAAGGACUGUGAGGCAGGAGAUGAGAGGCAGGCCGUCCCUGUCCAGGUCCCCAUUGGCUGGCAGCGCAAGACAGAGCACGGCGGAGGGGUCGUGUACAUAAGUCCCAGUGGCUCGGUGCUAGCCAGCUUGGAGCAGGUGAGGACCUACCUGCUGACAGAUGGAACCUGCAAAUGCGGCCUGGAGUGCCCACUCAUCCUCCAAAAGGUGUUCAACUUCGACCCCGGGGCAGCUGUCAAACAGAGGACAGCGGAGGAUGUGAAAGCAGACGAAGAUGUCACCAAACUCUGCAUUCACAAGAGGAAGCUGCUGGCUGUGGCCACACUGCACAAGAGCAUGGAGACGCACCCGCCUCUGGCACUGACCAGUUCAGGAGGAGGUACAUCGUCCGUGGUUGCUGUGCAUUCCACAACUCAACGAGCAAUAAGGACUAAACCCCACGAUGGCGUGCCCAACUCUGUUGGCCCUGACUGUAAGAACCCUUUCAAGGUGAUGAUGGUAGGCGGACAGCAGCAGCAGAGGCUGUAUCCACCCCAGGAGUUGGGUGGAGUCCAGCAGCCAGAGCAUUACCCUGGAUACCCCAGGCUGCAGAGGCUGGGCAGCGGGGAGCCAGGCCCUAAAUCCCCUUACCGGUCCGGGUAUGGAGGCAUGUUGAGCCCACCUCCAUCUGGUGCUAAGCUUUAUGGAGAUGGCUCGCAGUCUCCCAGUACAGAAACUCUGGGCAGCCCUGAGGGCUUUACAAGGACCAAUCCUUGUGGGUUUCCAGGAGGCGGUAGCCCUGGCUCAGCCUCUAUCCACGGAAACACUAGGACACCUCUUUCCCCGCCUAGUGUGAUGCUUCACGGCUCCCCAGCGGGCCAGCCAUCGUGUGCCAUGACAGGAAGGACUAGCACGCCCCUCUCCCCAACGGCCACUGCCAAAAGCCCUGUCAUUAACAUGAACAUGCCGCGGGGGAACUUCCCCCCUGGUAUGGAUAUGCCCCGUGCAACAUUUCACCAUAAAACACAGCCCCCUGUGCACCCUGUACCGCCCCCUCCAUCCAUACCGCCAUCCUGUGCCCUCCAGAAAAGGCAGUUAACGUCUGAAAAGGACCCCUUAGGCAUCCUGGACCCCAUCCCUAACAAGCCAGUCAGCCAGACUCCCACCAAUGCCCCAACGCCCUCCAACUUCCAGCCUAAUAUCCACUCUCAGGUACCAGUGAUGAAUGUAAACAUACCCCCUCCUGCCAUUGUUCCCUUGCCAAGCAACUUACCGUUACCCACAGUGAAGCCUGGGCCUGUGGGUCAUGGUGGCCAUGUUCAAAGGACUCAGCAGGGUGGUCCGGCUUCCUCCAUGUCUCCCUCCCCCGUUACCUCACCUGUCCACAUGGCUGGGCCUGCGCUUGGGAGAAUAGAGGCCUCCCCUCAUCGCUCGCGUUCAUCCUCCACCUCCUCUGACCACGGUAACUUUGCGAUGCCCUCGGGACAUCAGGCCCCGUGUGGCACCAUAAAGGUUCCUCCUCGUUCCCCUCGAUCAGCUAUGGGGUCUCCCAGGCCCGCCAUGCCCUCCAGCCCCUCCACCAACAAAACCGAUGCACUCCAUCAGUACAAAGACUCCCAGCUGCUGCCCAGUAUGGCAAAUUCAAUUGGCGCGCAGCAGCAUGGCAACCCCAUGUACUCUCCAACCUCUUCCUCCUCCUCGUCAUCUUCUCUGGCCACGCCCAGUGCUUCCCAGAAGGGUCACCCGGGACUCCUGGGGAUGCCCCUCAACCAGAUCCUCAACCAACAGAAUGCCGCUUCCUUCCCCGCCAGCAGCCUCCUGUCAGCCGCAGCCAAAGCACAGCUAGCAAAUCAAAACAAACUCAGCGCUGCUGGCAACAGCACUACUGGCAUGGCUGCUGGUGGUGUUGGUAUGUCAGGCAUGGGGGCAGGUGGCGGAGGUAAUGGAGGGGGUGGAGGGCAUCCUGGCCCCGUUAGCGGCCCUCGAGGCAUGGAAGGACACAGCACUUUAAAUCCCAUGCUCCCGCCAAACUCCACCAUGCUGCUCAACACUCCUGAGGGCCAGAGCGGCCGGGCAGCUCUCAGAGACAAGCUCAUGGCCCAGCAGAGGGAUCCCAUGCGCAAACGAAAGCAAUCAUCCGGGAGCGGUGCCGUAAACCAUGACAACAACAUGGUGUAUAGCAUGCUCAGCAAGCCAGGCUUGGGAGGACACCACAUGCCGGGCCCCAGUGCCACUGAGCAGCUACGAAAAGUGGGCCGACUCGGAAACCUUCACCCGAACACCUCCAUGGCCCAGCUUCUUCAGUCCAUGAGCAGCCACAGUUCUCACAACCUGGCAGGCAGUGGUCAUCGUCCAGGUCUAAAUCCCGGACCGGCAUCCGGCGCUUCAGGAGUCGCACCGCUACACUACAACGACAGUACGGGCAUGGUCCCCGGUGGCACUCAGCAGAACCUCCUUGUCCAGCAGAGGCUGCGGGGUCCAGGGGAAACCCUGCAGCACUGCCAGAACAUCGACACUUCUGGGGGCCACCUGGGCCCACGUCCAGGCCAGUUCCCGGACAUGAUGGCUCAGAUGCAGGCAUCCUCCAUGAGUAACUGUGGGCCUAUGGGGCCAGGCGGCACACUGGUGGGACCUGACGGCAUAGCGCUGGGGCGCCCAAACACUAACCCCCCACCACUAUCGCAUCCUGGCCCCCACCCCUCACAGCUUCAUAGCAUGGGACGGACUAACAUGGUGAUUCCACACGGAGGUGGUGAUGGAAGCUGUACCCAGAGCGUCUCCGAGACAGGAAAUCCCUCGUCACUUGGAUGUGGAAUGGGCGCUCUACAGCCACAUGUCAACGCCGGUGGAGGUCAGAUGUACCCGCAGCAGGUCCAUCAGGGCAUGCAGCAAGCAGUGGUAUCUCAUCCUGCCUACCAGGGGCAACAGCACUUCUCCGACAACCCGCCCUACGCUGACAGCAACAACGCCAACUCCGGCUCCAUGGCGUGCCUCUACCAGAACUACCAGCAGGGGAUGCUGCCACACCCACAAUUUGGGGAGGAGCAGCAGCCCCAAGGUGAGGGACUUCCAGCGGGUACGCCUAGCUCUGACAGAGCCCCCGGCGGAGGGCCAGAAUCGGUGGACGCCAUCUACAGAGCUGUUGUGGACGCAGCCAGCAAAGGCGUGCAUGUAACCAUCACCACAACAGUGAGCGGGACAACGCAGGCGAGUCCGGUGCCCGCCCUCAGUGCCAUGAGUGCCUUCACUGCCUCCAUAAGGGAACCCGUCAACCUCCCCCAGGCAGUCAGCGCAGUCCUGCAUGGGCACCAGGAAGGGGAGACCAUACCCCAGCAAGCCAGAGUGCGGCAGGUGAGGCCUGGGCGGGGUCAGAAGAACAUGGAUCCAGGGAAGAGCACUCCAGAUGGCCCUGAAGCCAAUGAUUACUUCCGUUCUCCUGGACGCGGGACUCCCAGGGGGCAGUGGGACGGGGAGACUCAUCAUGGGGGAGGCUUCGACAGUCAGAACAACAACAACGCCUGGGGUGGUGAGGAGUUCCUGGAGUGCUCGACCCAAGUAAGGAGUAGUCCCUGCAUGGAGAGACCUGCCAGUCUGGCCCCUGCGCCACCCUGCCCCACCGAUGGGUCCAACGACCACGGCCUGGUGAUGGCCCAUGAUAAGGCCUACCUCGAUGAUGGCUUCCGGUUCAACAACUGCGGUCGGGCGCCAGCUAACUACAAGGAACGUCUGGAGCAGACGGUGGAACGUUGCGCCCAUCUCAACGGCGCCACGCCCCACUUCAACACCCGGGGCUACGGAGAAGUCCUGGGCCCUCCGCGGCAGGAUGAUGACCAGUCACCCAGCUCCUCCACGAGCCUGGAGGGCCCUCUGGCUACAGCCAAAGACUACAGCCACUACAACGGCCACUUCAAUGGAAUGGCGCCCAGCCCUUCGGACACGAAGAGCCUGAGCAGUGAGGAGGACCUCCGGCAGCCAGACUCGCCCUCGUCGGAGCUGCUCCACUACAGGUCCAGGACCUUCAACAUGGGAGAGCUGGUCUGGGGCCAGCUGAAGGGCUUCCCGCCGUGGCCUGCAAAGCUGGCCGGGGAUGAGCAAGUGCACAGCGCUGCCAUGCAGCUGCGGGAGCAGGCCAAGGUAGAGCCAGAGAAGCUGAAAACACUAACUCAUGACUUGGAGGCAUUCGACCGCGCCGCCAAAAGAGGCCUGAAACCGGGGAAACUGAAUAAUCACUUGGAAGCUGCUAUCCACGAGGCCAUGAGCGAGCUAGACAAGAUGUCGGGCACAAUCCCGUCGAGGGAUCGUCAGGUGAAGCUCCCCAAGCCGAAGAGGAGGAAGAUAUCCAGAUAACAUUGAAUGUGUUGGCCCAAGAACGUCCUCAGAGCCUUUCGGAGACUUUGUCCGUUCAGCCUUGAUGCGAUCUGAGCUCUCUAACAGGUGCUACACGUGGACUUUCAGUGGUACAUCGUUGUUCCAUGAUAUCAACUUGACUUAAUGACUGACCACAGAAGGUGCUGGAAAUUCCAAUCACCACUACAGUUUAUAGACUGUAGGAAAAAACAUGAAUACAGAAAAACAUUAAAAACGGUUGCAAUUUGUCUACAGCUCACUGAAUUAACUAUUUUUUUCUAGUAUAAGAUAGUAAAAUAAACAAAAAAAGCUACAAGCAUUACCUUACAUAUUUAAGAAAAAUAGACAGUCCAAAUAUUUCUGAUACAUUUUCAAUAUGUAUAUAGAUAAUCCUGAAAUUUCAUGCUAUUAAGAAUUGUAUGUAAAUAUUGUACAAUGUCAUGUACAACCGUACCUAAUGCACAUUUUAUCUUUUAUUGUACAAAACAAAGCAGAAGUGUACCAAUGUCUUGGUUUCUAUUCAGAAAUGCGGUCGCAUAUGGCCGCAUGCAUAGGAUAAAUAAGAAUACAGCCUAAAGCUUUUAUAUGAUGAACUGUAAGAUGUGCUGUUUUCUUUUUUCUUUCUUUUUCUUUUCUUUGUUGUUUUAUUUUUUUGUAAGGGAACAGCGAUGAAACUGACAUGAGCUCACCAUAACAGUAGUCACUCCAGCUAAGUGUUCAUUUGUAAUGGGGAGAAAAAACAGUUCAAAAAACACAGAAUGAACUUUACCAGCAGAAAGUGUUCAGUGUCCCACCCCACCCACACCCUGUAUCCCUACCCUCCCACACACCCACACCCUGUAUCCCUACCCUCCCACACACCCACACCCUGUAUCCCUGUCCACCCACAGCCUGUAUCCCUCCCACCGAGACCCCAGCUGGCUCCACCAGUCGUGUUACUUGGUCUGGUUCUGGGUUUUUCAGGUGUUGUAACUUAUGAACAAAAACUUUUUUUGAGUGUUUUCAGAAGGAAAAAUCCACUCACAGACACUUGAUUUUCCAAAACCUCCACAAUGAUUGUUUUUAGAAGAGGUUCAUUCAUUUGAAGUAAAAAUGAUGGGGAAAAAAGUCCUAAACAUGUGUUGUCCAUCUUCUGAAACGCCAAGACUUUUUUUAAUGUUGUUGUAAAUUAAAUGCUAUUAAUUAAUGUUGGACUUCAGAAGUUGAGCUCUUUCUGCCAGCGUGCUUACAUACACUGUAGUCAACUCUGUUGACUUUACAUCUGCUGGCUGUGCAGAGUUUUUAACUGGAACAAGUGUACAUUGCAAAACAAGUUUGAGCCCAUUUUAGGCUACAGAAAUUGGUGGAUAUUGGUGGUCUUGGUGCAUCUCUGAAAAACAUCCCCAAUUUAAUGAUUUCAGUGGUUUGGGGCUGAGGUUUUUGUGGUUUCUGAGCUGCGGCACAGAAUAACGGAAUGAGGAACCAGUUUUGAGGCUGCGUAGCGUCAGGUAGCAAGUGAGUUGGGGAUAUUUCAGUGGCAGGAGAUUAAUUUUGAACAGAAUUUCAAGGCUGAAAUGUCUGAAUUUCUUAGGUAGCCCAUCCCAAAUUUAAUAGCAUGAGCAGUUCCAACAUUGGUGUUGGGCAUUUUUGGUUGCCUUUGGACCGUUGGUCUUUGGUUAGCAUUUAUAGAUUUGGCACCAGAUAAUAUGACCCUGAGCUAUCUUGUCCUGUCUUAAAUGCCUUUAGCUUACCUUUAAACAGCUUUGAGAAGCCCACAUAGGGUUGCAUUACACAGUGACACAGUAGCUUGGGGUAAUAUCAGUGAACACAAUUUCCAAUAGUAGCCCAGCCCAUAAUCUCUGAUGUCAGUGAUUCCAGCUUUGUGACUGGCAAUUUUGCAGUGCUGUUGGAAGUGGCAGUCUUUAUUUUGUAAAAAUCUAUGGAAUAGGUGUCAGAUUUGGCGGCAGCUUGAUGGAUGUAGCGCAGCCAGUUCUGCCUUGUUGUGUCUUGAGGACCAGCCCACAUUUUGACAGUUUUAAAACAAAUGUAAUACAGUAUUAGGUUGCAGAAGUUUAAGCAACUUCUUACAGUAGCUUCUCCCAACUUUGAGACUGGCAUUUUGUUUUAGUGUUUGUUUUCUGUUGGGGGGUGCGCAUGCUAAUGCCUUGCUAAUGCCAAUGUUUUUGGGAUCUAUACAAGUUGUUUUUUGAGGGGCAUGCAUCUGUAAUACACUGUAAAACAAGAGGUAGUAGAUACUGGGGGUUGUAUUUAGGGUUGGGGAAAGUUCUCUGGAACUACAAUCAUAAUGGAAAGAAUCUGUGUGCUGUCUGUUUGAAAUCACUGUGCAUUUCAUGUAGUCCCAGACAUCUGCCGCUCCAGGUUUGGGACCAGUAUUUUGUGUUGGAAAUGCAUAGAGCUGGUUCUAGAUUGGGCACUAGCACCUACUAAUAGGGAAAUAUGUAUCAGUGGUCUAAUUAAGACUUUUUCUUCUAUGUCCUCUUUUAUGGUCAACCCUUUUUGGUUGACAUUAUUUUAAAUCUGCAGAUGGCAUAGCUGGAUGCUCUGUUGGCUAGGGUUAACUUCAUGUCAUUCGAGUGCUUACAUGUAAAAUGGCUUUUUUCAGGAGAAAUAUUUUGCUCCCUGAUUACUGAAACCAUAAAACUCCAUCGCUACAUGCAUAUAAACAC